CGAGCCGGGCAGCAGCACGCGGAGCAGCAGCAGCAGGAGGAGGGAGACGAGGAAGACGAUGUACUGGAGAAAAUAAAACAUCAGCAGGAGGAGGAGGGAGGAGAGGUGCUGGAGAAAAUAACACAUCAGCAGGAGGAGGAGGACGAGGGAGAUGCCGUCUCGCUCUCUGCCCACGCGUCCCGCCCGGAGAAAUUCCCAUUGCCGGGCGCGGUGAGAGUGAGGGGCGGGGUGGAGGAGGAGGAGGACAACAACUCUCCUCGGCGAAUCUCCUAGGCGACUCUGCACCCCCCAUGCGUCUCCAUCCUUCCCUCCUUCUGCGGGGAGCAGGAGGAGGAGGACGAGGACGACGAGGCGUGCCCUUCGUUCUCGCUCCUCCAUCGAUUUCGUCCACCCCCCCCUCCCCUCCUCCUCCACCCACGUUCCUCUGAUCUCUGACUCCUCCACCCUGCCAUCUCGUCCACCCUCUCGCCUCCUCCGCCUCGCCCUCUAACCUCCGGCCUCCUCCUCGACUCAUCUUGAGAUCCCUCGGCCGAGUCGAGACCAUGGGCACCUCCCUCUCGCUGUCCCCCUCGGGACCCGGCAAGGGGGUCCACGCGAAGCAAGGCGGCGGCGGUGGCGGCGGGGGUCCCAAGGGGAUCUCGGCGGCUCCCCAGCUCGGCAAGAAGCCCAAGGAGAAGGCCCUGAAGCGCCACUCCAUCUUCACGCCGGGCCAAGCCUGGAAGACGCUGGUCGCCGCCUCCACGCGCAAGAAGAACGCCAAGAAGGCGAACCCGGCCGCGAACCCGUGCGGCGUUGGCAGCAACAACAACAACAACGAGAACGGAGGAGCGCCGCUCCACAACAACUCCAUGCGGAUUGCCAACCACCACCACCACCAGCAGCAACAACACCAGCAACAACAACACCACCACCAACAACAACAACAGCAGCAGCAGCAGCCUCACGGCCAUCUCGUGCGACUGCCCCUGCCGCCACCGCAGUUGUUGGCAUCAUCGCUGCCCGCCUCGGCGUCCACCCUGCCCUCCUCCAAGAAGGGCAGCGGCCACGGCGGCUGCCCCUCGGCGGGGUCGUUGCCCAUCUCGGCCACUCCGCGACGCGUGGUCGUGCAGGCGUCCACGGCGGAGCUGCUCCGGUGUCUGGGCGAGUUCCUGUGCCGCCGCUGCUACCGCCUCAAGCAGCUGUCGCCCACCGAGCCGAGCCUGUGGCUCCGCGCGGUGGACCGCGCUCUGCUGUUGCAGGGAUGGCAGGAGCAGUGCUUCAUGACGCCCUCCAACGUCGUCUUCCUCUACCUGCUCUGCCGCGACUCGGUGGCCGAGUCGCUGGCCACCGAGUCUGAGCUGCGCGCCACGCUGCUCACCUGCCUCUACCUCUCCUACUCGUACAUGGGCAGCGAGAUCUCCUACCCGCUCAAGCCCUUCCUCGGCGAGGGGGGCAGCAGCGGCGGCGGCGGGGGGAGGCGCGACGACUUUUGGGAGCGGUGCCUCGGGGUGAUCUCCCGGUGCAGCGCGCAGAUGCUGCGCCUCAACUCGGAGCCGCACUUCUUCACGCAGCUCUUCGCCGAGCUGAAGGCCGAGGGGCUCCGCGCGGGUGGACUGUCCGCGCCCUGGACGCUCGUCCUCGAUCGGUAGCUCCGCUCUCUCGCUCGCUCGCUCGCACGCUGUCUCUCUCCUCUCUCUCGCACCCUGUCUCUAUCCUCUCUCUCUCGCACGCUGUCUCUCUCGCUCGCUGUCUCUCUCGCUCGCUGUCUCUGUCUCUCGCACCCUGUCUCUCUCCUUUCUCUCUGUCUCGCACGCUGUCUCUCUCGCUCGCUCUCGCACGCUGUCUCCUGUAAAAGUCUCCCAUGCUGUCUCUGUCUCUCGCAAGCUGUCUCCUCUCCCGCACGCUGUCUCUCUCUCGCACCCUGUCUGUCUCCUCUCUCUCGCACGCUGUCUCUCUCCUCUCACUCGCACGCUGCCAAUCUCACACGCUGUCUCUCUCUCGCACCCUGUCUCUCUCCCAC
Molecule: messenger RNA, 1999 nt
Organism: Lethenteron reissneri (Far Eastern brook lamprey)
Lineage: Eukaryota; Metazoa; Chordata; Hyperoartia; Petromyzontiformes; Petromyzontidae
Product: cyclin-dependent kinase 5 activator 1-like
Biological process (GO): axon guidance
Cellular component (GO): cytoplasm; protein kinase 5 complex; growth cone
Molecular function (GO): cyclin-dependent protein serine/threonine kinase activator activity; protein kinase binding
Source: RefSeq, a predicted model, not a curated record